Stegostoma tigrinum is the source of this 5553-nucleotide messenger RNA. Its product is annotated as DENN domain-containing protein 2C-like. The transcript has 20 exons. The record is from RefSeq and is a predicted model, not a curated record. Bases 303 to 3470 code for a protein of 1055 amino acids. Lineage: Eukaryota; Metazoa; Chordata; Chondrichthyes; Orectolobiformes; Stegostomatidae.
ACGCACUCUACCCUGCCUCAGUAUGACUGAGAAAAGCUCCCUGAAGGGUCCAAAUAUAAUUCAGGAGGAACUUUGGAAUGACCCUCGGUGGGUCUGUGCUAGACCGAGGGGCAACACCCACAUCCCAAGAUUGCAUUUUUAGGCUGGCGCUGACUGUGGGAAGGGAACUGCCUGAUGCCCAUCUUCACCAACUUUCAACCUUCGUUGUGAAAUGACUUCAGGAGAAACGUCACAUCCCCCCCCCCAGGGGGUGACGCAAACAUUUGAGGUGUGCGUGACCCUGCGUGCCAGGAGAUGGAGUGAUGAGUGACACUAGAGCUGGGAUUUCAGCAGUUUCUCACUCUUCCAGCAAUCCCUCACCUUGCAGAAGGGUCAGGAGCAUUGUGAAGGAAAUUGAAGACGCCCUUAACCAGAUCCCUCAGAGUGCUGCAGGCAAAGGCCUCUGUACACACAAGUGGCCCCCAACCAGGAACUUGGGCAAGGUCCAAUCAGCUGGGGCCUCCAGGGGAGGCCUACAUACGGCUGCGACAGUGGAGCAGUCUUUCCGAGUCUCUCUAAGUAAAACGGGCCCAAAUGAUACGUGGCUACACGCACACAGGGGUCCAGGGCGGGGGGUGUCUGCACCUCAAAAUGGGCCCAGCGUAAAGAAACCGUUGCAGAAAAUGCACUCGGUAGGUACCGCACCCAACUGCGGAGAUCGAUUCAGCUCCCGACACCACAAUGUCAACAUUAAACAGAAGAUCUCACAAUGGGAGGGGAAAUCGAACAUCAGCAAGGACAAAAACACGCCCCCUGAACAUGGAUGCCAGUUCGAUGCAAAGGCUGAAGGCCCAGUAGGUGACCACAAGCGAGGCCUCGUGAAGGCGAAAAGCCUGGGCCUGGAUUUCAGGGAAGGACAGAGUGCGGACAACCAAACGAUCCAGUGUACUGACGAGAAAAAUGGGGGGGAGCCAAACUCGAGAGGCGUGGGUUCUGUGAUCCCCCAGGUAGAAAAGAUGGAGAGUUUGGUGCGGAACGCUUCAGAUACCAGCAAGCUACUACCUCCAGGGAAUUUUUAUACAUCCCAGAACUUCUGGAAGAAGAAGAUGGAACACGUUUUACAAGAUAAGAGUGCGUUAAGUGCUGCCGAGCUGAAAAGAAAACGGGAAAGUACCAGCUCGACCGAAAAGGAAUUAGAUUUGAGGACCUUUGACAGCAGAGAGAGACCCGUUAGGAGCCCAGAUAAUGUGUACACUGAUGAAGAAACUGAUGAAUCACGUCAAAUUAAUCCAGUCCCUAAACCCCGCCGAACCUUUAAAUAUGCUGUAGAUAAAAGUUCCCGGGGCUCGUCCCCUCCGGUAAAACCAAUGGCAUCGAAAGGAAAUGUUCGCUCCCCACCCCCUCUGCCAACUCACCCACCUCCUCCAGCCAAGAUCAUGGGCAUGAAAACACAACCAAUGAAGACCAAAAGGAAAUCCUUUGAGUUUGAGGAUGCACAGGGACUUCAGAUUCUCCUGACGCCAGCGAUGAGUGGAAGGAAUUCUAAUGAGGAUGGCAACAAGGUGAAAGUGACACUUGCCCACGCUGUGUCUGAAGAGAAUCUUUAUGAGGAUAUCAUAAGCCUUUCCAAGGAAAAUCCAUACGAAGACAUCAAGUUCACCCCGUCGCUUCUGUCAAGAGGGAAGAGAGUCUGGGGUUCGCCAACCAUACGGCCCAGGAAACCUCCCAAGCUUCCACCCAAACCCCCCAGCCUCCUGGGACAAGCUCAGGAAAGUAAAACGUGGUCGGCUUCAGAUCCAAGGAAAAUCAGCAAGGACAACACUCCACCACUGCUUCGGUGUAACAUCCCACCACUUGCUGGCACCCACGAGGACCCCAUUGCUGGCGAUGCCUUUGUGAAGAAGAGAAAAAGGAUCCCAGCGUUGGCUCUGAAGAUACAGGCAGUUUACGAUAUGAAGAGAGGAAAGAAGAAAGUAAAGGCUCUGACCUCUUCAGGAUCCGACACCACGCCCAUGAAAGAUGACAACAGUGAGACAGAGAGCGAUACAGAGGAACAGCAGAAAGCUCACAAUCAGCGUUUGGUAUAUGUGCACUCCACAUUGAAAAGGAACACCCGCUAUCAAACCCUUGAGCGGGAUUUAAUCGAAUUACAGGAGCAGAAGCUUUUUGAAUACUUUGUGGUGGUUUCACUUCGCAAGAAAGCUUCUGUAAACACCUAUGAACCUCAGGUGACUCAGCAGUUUCCCAGUAAGCUGGAGAAGUCGACAAGGCAAGCACGGGAUGCUGAAGAAAGGCUAAAAGCUAUUCCCCAGUUUUGCUUUCCUGACAUCAGUGAAUGGGUACCAGUUUCUCAAUUAAGCAGUGAAACCUUCUCCUUUGUUUUGACUGGUGAGGAUGGGAGCAGGAGGUUCGGAUACUGUCGGAAACUCUUGCCAAAUGGGAAAGGAAAAAGAUUGCCAGAGGUUUACUGUAUCAUCAGUCGGCUCGGUUGCUUCAACCUCUUCUCGAAGAUUCUGGACGAAGUGGAGAAACGAAGGGGGAUCUCCCCGGCUCUCGUCUACCCGUUCAUGCGCAGCGUGAUGGAGGCUCCAUUCCCAGCGCCAGGCCGACUUAUCACCGUCAAGAACUUCCUGCCAGGGUCCGGGAAUGAGGUGAUUCAACUGUGCAGACCGACGGAUUCGAGACUGGAACAUGUUGACUUUGAAUGUCUCUUUGGUUGUUUGAACGUUCGGCAUGUGAUCCACGUGUUUGCCUCGCUGCUGCUGGAGCGGAGAGUGAUUUUCAUUGCAGACAAGCUCAGCACACUCUCUAAAUGUGGGCAUGCUGUCAUUGCCAUGUUAUACCCGUUCACCUGGCAGCACACCUACAUCCCUGUGCUUCCAGCUGUCAUGAUCGAUAUCGUUUGUUCUCCCACUCCUUUCCUUAUCGGAAUUCUAUCAAGUUCGGUGCCUCAGUUGAAUGAUCUGCCCAUCGAGGAGGUGUUGGUGGUUGAUCUGUGCGCUGACAGGUUCCUGCGACAAAUGAACGACGAAGAUUCCAUUCUUCCACACAAGCUACAAGCUGCGCUGGAGCAGAUCCUCGAGCAGCGAUCUGAAAUGCUAACUGUACGAGAGGAUGUGGAUGGUGCGGACGGCCUGAGCUCCCUCAGCACCCUGGUUUCGGAAGCGUGUGUUCGGUUCUUUGUGGAGAUCGCUGGGCACUAUUCCCUGCACAUGGUGGUCAACGAGAAGGGCGAGCGAUCCUUUCAGAGAGAGGCCUUUCGCAAGUCCCACACCUCCAAGAACGUGCGGCAGUUCCUGGAGCUUUUCAUGGAGACCCAGAUGUUUGCUGGCUUCGUGCAGGACAGGGAGCUAAGGAAAAGUGGGGUCAGAGGUCUCUUUGAGGUGCGAGCUGCAGAAUAUCUGGAGACUAUACCUGAAACUGGACCAAGUGGUGUCAACAGGUUUCUGAAAGGCCUGGGGAACAAAAUGAAAUUUCUCUCCAAAAAGUGAAAAGUCCAGUGAUGCAACCAUUCGGCCACCCUGGAUCCCACAACCAAACCUCAUCUAACCGUGCCCUGCAAGGGACUUCCGAUGACAUGCCCACUUCAGCACCCACUUUAGCUGGUCACUGUGGGCAGCUGGAGAGACCGUGGGAUUGUGUCAUUUGCAUGGAGCUGGAAGUUUGAUGCCGCACGCACACUUUGCUGCACUGAGACUGCAAUGGGGCGGUCGUGGUCCAGAAACCAGCCCCCGACUGGACGAUGCGCUCUGACCCGACGCUGAAGGUUUCUAACACUCACUCUCUCCAAGGGUGAGCCCAGCUGUGCUGAAGCAAAAUGAAUUGGGAGAUCAUGAUCAGAGCAAUCCCAAUAAGAGAGGCUGUCGGAACAAAACAAUUCUUCCCUCGCAGCACCCAGACCUUUCCAAAAAGCUUUCCCUGUUGUUGCUCAAGUCGUUGUCGCUCCCUGGUCUUUGCAAAGAUAAACAUGCCACACCUUCUCCAAAUGUGCCUUUCACAGAUCAAUCCUGCACUUUCGCCAUGAAAUAAUUGAUAUGGUAGUGACUGGAUGCCUGGUUCGUUAGCUAUAUCAGACCAGGCCCUACAGAAAGAGGACAUUGACAUGGCCCCCUUGUACACAGAGUGAUGGGAUGGUACAAUCCUUGCCCACCAACCCUGACCAGUUGUCUUAUACCACAGCUUUAGCCUUCCCUUUUCCCCAUCAGCUGGCAGUUGGAUUAGUGGCAAUGCCAUUUGAGUUUGUGUCUGCGGGAGUCGAUCCGAGUAUCUGCCAGAGAUGGGCUUAGCUUUCAGCCUAGAAUGUGAGCAGGAUGGGGAAUCUUUCAAAUCACCGCUCUGUUACAGUCCCUUUAACACCUUCGACCAUAGCAUCAAAUUUUAAAUUUGUUUUUGGUCAAUACAUAAAAUGUGUGUUGUAUGAAAGUCACAGCUUCUCGGUGGAAAGCUGCAGGAAGUAUUACUCAGUGGCUGUAACUGAGGUCUCACUGGGAAAUUCCCAUCACCAUAGCCCCAUUCAUUCCAAACUCUCUCGCCAUUACUAAAAGUGGGAAAUAUUAACCCUGUACCUGAAGGCCAUCACGAUACAUUGAACUACUCCUUAUCAAAAGUGGACCACAUAACCCUGCACCUCAACAUUUUAUUAGCAAAAUUGUUCCCAGGGCAGCCCUGAAGUUACUGAUUUUAAUGUUGGCUCUGUCCCUGAAUGCCCUUCACUGACCCACACUCACUGGUCACCCUGUUAUCAGCCUGGCUCCUGUGCAGCUGUAGCAAACCCGACCAGACUCGCCUCAACUUGAAUGUUCCAGUCACAAUGUUCUCUCACUUUCUUUCUCCCCGACUAGAUAGUGACGUCACACUGCCCCAGGGAGACUGAGGCCAACUGGGUAAACCCAUUCCCACAUCAGCAAGAUCAGUUAAGGGUACACAGACUGGGAGUUGAUCCCUAUUACUCGGGAGCACAGGGGCACUGCCCAGAAAUUACAAAACCACACAGUUUUGGACUGUAAGAGACAUGUUUGUAUGACACUGCACCUCAAUGGGGAUUAUGUUAUGUCAGGUGUGAGGUGUCUGUAAAUACUGUGCUAAUGUUUUAAUCCAGUCUGCAAUGUUUCAUGUGCCCUUCACAUCUGGUAUUUGAAUCCCAGCCUUUGAAUGCUUAGUGAAAUUAACUUGCAGCUGACUGUGGAGUGUUGUCUUUUUUUUUGUUUACAGUUUUUAUAAACUAGCCUGGUAAACUUUAAUGUCUGCAUUCCUAAGUGGAGGAAAGUUUACUGAAUUAGAUUGAGACAGUGCUUGCUGUAUCUCACUAACAUAGACCGCAGAUUUCACUGACAUCGAAACCAGUUUAAUCACUCGCUGAGUGACAUUAGCUGAUAUCUCACUGCAUCAGCAAAGCAACCUGGGCUUCUUGUGCUAUAACCUACACAAGACAAACAGCCCUGGGGUGGCAGACCUCACACAGGAAGUGCAAUUCUACAGUCACUCCAGGCUACAAUCUUACCUGAAACAAAAACAGAAAUUGCUGGAAAAGCUCGGCAGAUCUGGCAGCAUCUGCGGAGAGAAAUCAGUGUUAAU